This is a messenger RNA of Cottoperca gobio, 4794 nucleotides long. RefSeq names its product dual oxidase (gene duox). Gene Ontology annotation, molecular function: calcium ion binding; peroxidase activity; superoxide-generating NAD(P)H oxidase activity. The record is from RefSeq and is a predicted model, not a curated record. Gene Ontology annotation, cellular component: NADPH oxidase complex; plasma membrane. Gene Ontology annotation, biological process: defense response; response to oxidative stress; superoxide anion generation. NCBI's taxonomy places the organism in Eukaryota, Metazoa, Chordata, Actinopteri, Perciformes, Bovichtidae.
AUGGAUUUGCGUAAACGGGUUUGGAGUAUCUGCGCAGCGGUUGGCUUGGUGCUCUUAGUCAGUGAACAUUCACGCUGUGAAAAAAACUGGGAGGUUCCUCGCUUUGACGGCUGGUACAACAGUUUGGGAAAUCCCAGACGCGGAGCUGUCGGUUCUCACCUUGUGCGUCUCGUGCCCGCGCAUUACUGGGACGGAGUCUACCAACCUGUCCAUGAGCCGCUGCUGCCAAACCCCCGCAGAUUGAGCAGCCUGCUAACCGAGGGACCCUCCGGUCUGCCCUCAACACGCAACCAGACCGUGCUCUCUCUGUUCUUUGGUUAUCAUGUUUCUUUUGAAAUGUUCAACUUAAGAACUCCCGGGUGUCCACCUGAGUUCAUGAACAUCCCAGUCCCAAAAGGUGACCCUGUCUUUGACCCCACUUCCACCGGAAAAGUCCGGCUGCCCUUCCAGAGAGGACUGUGGGACAAAGAGUCCGGCCAGAGUCCCAGUAACCCUCGCAUACAGGUGAACUUGGUAACAGCGUGGAUAGAUGGCAGCUCCAUCUACGGCCCCUCCACGUCCUGGUCCGACUCCCUGAGAAGCUUCUCUGGAGGGCUCUUGACUUCAGGCUCUGAGUGGAACAUGCCCUAUCAGGCGACAGGACGCAGUCUCAUGUGGAGCGCCGCUGACCCCUCUACAGGGGAUCAGGGACCCAAUGGCCUUUAUGAGUUGGGAAAUGCCUGGGCCAAUGAGAACACGUUCACGGCAGCAGAGGGGAUUAUCUGGUUUCGCUACCACAAUUAUGUAGCCUCCAAACUGCAUGAGGAACACCCAGAGUGGUCAGACGAAAAGCUGUUUCAAAACGCCAGGAAGACCGUUGUGGCCACCUUCCAGAAUAUUGCUCUUUACGAAUGGCUGCCUGGAUAUCUUGGAGACAAAAAGCUUCCUCCUUAUCCAGGUUACCAGAAGUUUAUUGAUCCGGGGAUCUCUCCUGAGUUCCAGGCUGCUGCAAUACGAUUUGGCAUCACUAUGGCCCCACCUGGUGUUUACAUGAGAAACAGAACCUGCCAUUUCCAGAAGAUUGUCAACGUAGAUGGCAGCUUAUCACCAGCAAUACGUCUUUGUAACAGCUUUUGGAAACGUCAGCGAGACAAUGUGAAGACGAGCCAGGACUUGGACAACCUGCUCAUGGGCAUGGCUUCCCAGAUUGCAGAGAGAGAAGACAACAUUGUUGUGGAGGACCUGAGAGACUUCAUGUACGGGCCGCUAAGGUUCACACGGUCAGAUCUGGUGGCCAUGACCUUGCAAAGAGGAAGAGACUAUGGCCUGCGCAGUUACACUGAGGUCAGAAAAGCUCUGGAUCUGCCUCCUGUCAAGACAUUUGAAGACAUCAAUCCUGAGCUCAACAGCACCAACCCACAGCUGCUCCAGGAUGUUGCAGAGCUGUACAGCAGAGACAUCUCAAAACUGGAGCUCUUCCCUGGAGGACUGCUGGAGUCUCUCGAUGGUCCGGGUCCAGUUUUCUCCGCCAUAAUCUUGGACCAGUUUGAACGCAUCAGAAACGGAGACCGCUUCUGGUUCGAGAACAAACUGAAUGUUUUGUUCACGGAUGAGGAGAUUCAGAUGAUCCGCAAUGUGACCUUUCAUGACGUCCUUAUCGCAGUCACAAGUGCAGAAGCCACUGAUAUACAAAAGGAUGUGUUCUUCUGGAAGGAUGGUGACCCUUGUCCUCAGCCCACACAGCUGAAUGCUUCGAUGCUCCAUCCCUGCACUAAUGCGACCAAACUUAAUUACUUUGACGGCAGCAAAGCUGGCUUUGGGAUAUUCAUCGUUGUUCUGUUCCUCUUUCCUGUUGUCAGUUUUCUGGUGGCCUGUAUGGUGGCGUAUCUCCGCAAGUACAGGUACAGAAAGUUCCAGAGAAGAAGUAAAGCUGGUGACAAAACAGAGAAGCCAGCUGUGGGAAUCACUGCCUACGAGUGGCAGGGCCAUAAAAAACCUCUGCAUCCCGUCAGCGUGGAGGUCAAGAAGACGAAGCUGCAGGUCUUUGACAGAUCUGGAGCCGCUCACCGCUGCCUCAACCUGGCCAACCAGGACUACCUAGACGUCCUUCUCUCCAAUGACCGGCACCAUAAAGCUCUGCUGCUCAAAGUGUCAAAAGAGUACGACCUGGUGCUGUUUUUUGAUGACGAGAGCAAACGCGCAUCAUUUGUCAAGCAUCUGCGGCGCCCGGAGAUGACAGACUUCAGGCAGGAGAUUAGAGUGAAGGAGAUGAGGGAGAGGGCACUGCUGAAGGAGGCUUUAACCAAAGAGCAGAGGGCUCAGAUUGUGGAAACUUUCAUUCGACACGCUUUCUCUAAGGUCUUGGAGAUAGAGAAGCGUGACGCUGGCGACAUGAGUGGCGUUUCCCGCAAAAAAGCCAGAGAGGUCCUCGAGUGCGAGCUGACAGCGUCUGAGUUUGCCGAUGCACUGGGCCUCAAGUCCGACUCCUUAUUUGUAGACUCCAUGUUCACACUCGCCGAUAAAGAUGGAAACGGUUACCUCUCCUUCCAAGAGUUUCUUGAUGUGAUGGUGAUCUUUAUGAAAGGGUCUUCUGAGGAAAAAUCCAAACUGAUGUUCUCCAUGAACGACAUUGGUGGAACUGGUUUCUUAUCGAAAGAAGAAUUCGCCAGGAUGCUCAGGUCAUUCAUUGAAAUCUCCAACGGUGCUCUGUCAAAGAGCCAGGCAGAAGACGGCAUCAAGUCCAUGAUGCAGGCCGCAGGCUUUGAUGACAAGGAAAAAAUCUCAUGGCAGGACUUCCAUUUCCUCCUCAGGGACCACGAGAAGGAGCUGCAAUUCGCCCAACUCAAUGUCAAAGGGAUGGAGAAACAGGGGAAAAAGCGGCUGAGUCGAGACCAGAGAGUGUCCUUCAUCUGUCCAGGAAACAGCAGCAACAAGACAGAUGGAUCGGAGUUACGCAGACGGAAAAAGUUAUCUGUCAACACCCCAAAUGUCUAUGUGAAGCCCAAGCGUGAGCAGUACAUAAGGAACCCAAUCCAGCAAAAGAUCCAGCACUUCAAACGCUUCAUUGAGAAUUAUCGCCGUCACAUCGUCUGCUUCACCGUCGUGUACGGCAUCACGGCUGGCGUGGCACUUGAAAGAUGUUACUACUACGCUUUGCAGUCCGAUGCGACGGGUAUCCCCGAGACUUCUGUGGUGGGCAUCGUCGUCUCCCGUGGCUCAGCCGCCUCCAUCUCCUUCCUGUUUCCCUACAUGCUGCUCACUGUGUGUCGCAACCUCAUCACACUGUGCCGAGAGACAUUCCUCAACCGAUACAUCCCCUUCGACGCCGCCAUCGAUUUCCAUCGCUUCAUGGCCAUGACUGCCAUCCUCCUUUCAGUUGUUCAUACUUUGGGCCAUGUGGUCAACAUCUACAUCUUCUCCAUCAGCGACCUCAGCAUCCUGUCUUGUCUGUUCCCCAAAGUCUUACCCAAUAACGGGUCUGAACUUCCUCUGAAGUGGUCAUGGUGGUUCUUUCAAACUGUUCCAGGAAUGACUGGUGUCCUGCUUCUUUUGACUUUUGCAUUUAUGUAUGUUUUUGCCUCACACUAUUUCCGUCGCAUCAGCUUUCGUGGAUUUUGGAUCACACAUUACCUCUACAUUGUCGUGUACAUUCUAACAGUUAUUCAUGGCAGUUUCGCCCUGCUCCAAGAGCCGCGUUUCUAUAUCUACUUAAUUCCACCUGCACUGCUCUUCCUGCUGGACAAACUGAUCAGCUUGAACAGGAAGAAUGUGGAGAUCCCGGUAGUGAGAGCUGAGCUGUUGCCUUCAGGUGUGACACAUCUGGAGUUCAAGCGACCACAGGGCUUUGUGUACCGUUCAGGCCAGUGGGUUCGUAUUGCGUGUCUGAUGUUGGGCACAGAUGAGUACCACCCAUUCACACUGACGUCAGCCCCGCACGAAGAGACCCUGAGCCUGCACAUCCGAGCUGUGGGGCCCUGGACCAGCCAGCUCCGAGACCUCUACACCGAUGAAAGCCUGCUCGAGAUCGGAGCCUAUCCAAAGCUGUACUUGGAUGGGCCGUUUGGUGAGGGCCAUCAGGAGUGGAUUGACUUUGAGGUGUCUGUUCUGGUGGGAGGAGGAAUUGGAGUCACCCCAUUCACCUCCAUCCUAAAAGACCUGGUGUUCAAGUCCUCCAUGAAGUCGAAGAUUCUGUGUAAAAAGGUGUACUUCAUCUGGGUGACACGAACACAGCGUCAGUUUGAGUGGGUGUCUGACAUCAUCAGGGAGGUGGAGGAGAUGGACACCCAGGAGCUGAUCUCAAUCCACACUUACAUCACUCAGGUGGCCGAAAAGUUCGACCUCCGCACCACCAUGCUGUAUGUGUGUGAGCGCCACUUUCAGAAGGUGUGGAACCGCAGUCUCUUCACCGGCCUGCGGUCCGUCACCCACUUUGGCCGGCCGCCCCUGGUGUCCUUUCUCAGCUCACUGCAGGAAGUUCAUCCCGAGGUGGGGAAAAUUGGUGUUUUCAGCUGUGGACCACCUGGAUUAACUAAGAACGUGGAGAAAGCCUGCCAGCAGAUGAACAAGAGGGAUCAGGCACACUUUAUACAUCACUAUGAGAACUUCUGACUUGUCCCUCAGCAAGGGAAUACAUGGUUACAAGGAACUAUGAGCCACUUUCCACUGACGAAUAUGAGUUACUGCAGCAGAUAAUAACAGAAUCACAGAGACGAUGUAGGAAGUUUUGAUGUUAUGUUAUAUAUUUUUCCGGCUGAUUAAAUGUUCUUCUGUACAUCUUUAUUCUCUAAUCAUGCCUAUUGUUGUUACAAUCAUUUC